This is a messenger RNA of Tetrapisispora phaffii CBS 4417, 2382 nucleotides long. RefSeq names its product Ioc2p (gene IOC2). Bases 1 to 2382 code for a protein of 793 amino acids. The transcript has a single exon. Lineage: Eukaryota; Fungi; Ascomycota; Saccharomycetes; Saccharomycetales; Saccharomycetaceae. The record is from RefSeq and is a predicted model, not a curated record.
AUGUCAAGAGGUAGAAGAUCAAGAUCACAGGCUCAGAUUGAGGAGCCUGCAGAAGUUGAAACAAGACCUAGAACAGUGAAAAAAUCAAAAAAUACUUUCUCAUGGGAAAAUUAUGUUGAUGAAGAAGUUUUAAUUCAAUUGAACAAAUUACCGGAACCAACAAAUUUAUUAACACAGUUGGAUUCCCAAGAUUGGUACGCUGAACUAAAAGUAACUUGGGAAUAUCAAUAUUUUCUAGGGUGGCUGUAUAAUGUUUGUGAUUCAUAUAUUACAAUUGUUAAUCAUACGACAAAUAAUUCCACACCAGGUCCAAAUGGAACUAAUAAGAGAAAUAUUUUAUGGAAGGAUGUAAAAUUUGAUGAAUUGACUUUUCUUCAGGAUUUUAUUAAUGAACUUGAAAAUAUAGCAUCUGACCCAUCAUUUAAUGAAUAUGGAAGUAAUGAUGAUUCAACCGAUUCAAAUGAGGCAAGUGAUAAUAUAUCAUUAUAUAGUCUUAUCAGGCUUAAAUUAUUAAGACAAAUUUCAAACAAUAAAUCAGCUGCAUUGGAAGAUUGGGAUCUCAUAAUGAAUCAUAAUUUGCAGAUAGAAGAUAAACAAGUUUAUUUUGACCAGUUAAGCGUUUUACAAAAAUUUAAAAUGUUCUAUCAAAUUAUAAAAGUCAUAGAAAGAAAAAAUCUUUCUUUUAAAAAUUAUAUAUUCACUAAUGUCGAUAUAUUAGAGCUUUUUGAAUUUAAUGAAAUUAUUAUAGAAGAAAACAAACAAUCAUUAUUGAUUUUACCUUCAAUUGGCGUAAUUGUUGAAAAAAAUUUAAAACCAACCGUAGAAAACCCAGAACUAAGAGUUCCAUUAAAAUUAAGGAAUUGUAUUAUGAAGUAUGAAGAUGAAGAUUCCUCUUCAGUAGAUAUCGUUAGCUUAGACUAUUCUGAAGAAAUUGAUGCUUAUCUACAAAAUUUCAAAUGGGAAUUUAAAGUUGUUACAAGUGAUUGGGGAUCCUUCAUCGAAUAUAUGGACAAAUUACAUUCCGAGAAUAACGAAGUCUUUGGGUUCGUCUCACCUUUCAUAAAUGCAUAUAUGGAUCACAUUGUUUAUACUCGCAAACAAUUUGCACAAAGAGAAAAAGCAAGAGCAAUGUCUGAAUUGUUAACAAGAAGGAAAAGAUCUACCAGAUUAGUGGCAAGAGAAGAAGAAACAAAGAAAAAAGAAAUUGAAAAUGAAUGGGAAACUAAACUGGACGACAGAGAAUUAUACUUAAAACAUAAACAUAGAAUUGUUGCAAAAUAUGCUAAAACAUUGAAAGACAUUAUAUGGAAUCAACUGUGGAUAAAUUUUAACAAAGAUUUCAAAAUAAGUAAAUUAAAGAAAAAGGAUAAUGAAAUGCAAGUAACAGAAGCUAUUACUGGUUCCCAAUAUGAAGGUUUGAAUUGUAACGAUGUUAGCGUAAUUGAACAUGGUGAAUCUUUUAAAAAUAAUGUAAUUAAUUUAUCAGAGGUUAUAGAUAAAGACAUACCGCUUGCAGAAUCUAGUAUUGUUAGGGAAAUACCUGCAGACCUUUUGAUAUCAGAAACAGAAAUUGAUACAAUAAUUAAUCAGGGUAUACAAGCAUCUGUCAGUAAGGCAGACGAUCCUUCAUGGCUUUUUCAAUGUCCUACUUGUCAAUUCGUGGAUGAAGAAGAUCCUGCAACAUUUAACAAAGUCAUCAAAAUAAUCAAAUCAGAUGAAGACAUUGUUUCCCUAUUAUAUAACAGACCAUUGAUUUGUUGUGAUCUCUGUUCUAGAUGGCAACAUUGGGAAUGUCAACGCUCUGAGUUUGUUGAAUUACUAUCUUGGGCUCACACGUCGAAAAAUAAAGAGCUUCAUAUAUUAACACAAAGGGAUCUUGGAGCUGUAACAUUAGAUAAACAGAACCUUGGUAGUAGGAGAUCUACAAGAAAACAGAAUACAGAUGAAACUAACCCAGCUUAUAUUAGGCCAACUGAUAUUAGAAAACCAUUUGAUGAUCGUUCAGUUUUUAUAUGUACUAUCUGUUCUUCAAAAUUAGAAGAUGAUUUACGAAAAAUAUUCAUACCAGAAUUAAAAGCAGUUAGAAACAAAGAAAGAAAACAACAAGAAAAUAAAGAAAAAAGGAGAAAAUUAAAAGAAGAACAAAAACGUUUGAAAUUGUUACAGGAAACUAAUAAUGUUGCUAAUAACACUGUUUCGCCUUCUACUGAAUCGCAAACUAUAAUCGACACGUAUACCAGUGCAACCGUGCCACAAACUCAGAUAAAUACAAUAUCAGCAAAUUCAACCAAUAUUUCAUUCGUACCAUCGACAGAAGUGAUACCAGAUUCUAAUCAAACUACUAUGUCAUUACAAGAAGAAAUUAAAAGUACUGAUAAUUAA